Molecule: messenger RNA, 1572 nt
Organism: Microthlaspi erraticum
Lineage: Eukaryota; Viridiplantae; Streptophyta; Magnoliopsida; Brassicales; Brassicaceae
Source: the annotation of a GenBank genome assembly
AUGAAAGAAGUUUUUGUUUCAAUUCUUGUUCUUCUUGUUUUGGUUUCAGAUGCCAAAGCAACGAACUCAAACGCUGAAACCUUCCUUCCAUGCCUUCGCUUUCGGACCGGUCCAGAGCAUCCGAUCUAUACUCCCGAUAACUCCACCUUUGUGUCGACUUACCUGUCCUACACGAAAAACAAAAGGUGUUCAAACCCUAACAACAAUAAUCUAAUAGCCAUUAUUGCUGCAAAACAUGAAUCACAUGUUCAGGCAACCCUGGUCUGCGCAAAGAUUAAUGGAAUCCAGAUCCGAAUCAGAAGCGGCGGUCACGACUACGAAGGUCUUUCUUACAUCUCAUCUGUGCCGUUUGUUAUUCUCGAUAUGAAUAAUCUCCGGUCUAUUACCGUUGACGUGUCCAACAAGAAAGCUUGGGUUGAAGCUGGUGCGACCUUGGGAGAGCUCUACACCAAAAUCUCUGAAGCCAGCAAAACGCUAGCGUUUCCGGCUGGCACUUGCCCUACGGUAGGAGCUGGAGGACACAUUGCCGGCGGAGGAUUCGGAAAUCUGAUUCGAAAGUACGGACUGACGGUGGAUCAUGUUGUUGAUGCUAAGUUAGUUGAUGUCGAUGGCAAUAUCUUGGACCGAUCCUCCAUGGGAGAAGAUCUGUUUUGGGCGAUUCGCGGCAGUGGUGGAGCGAGCUUUGGGGUUAUCCUCUCGUGGAAACUCAACCUCGUUGAGGUCCCAGAGACCUUAACAGUGUUUAAAGUCAACAAAAGUUUGGAGCAAGGAGUCACUGAUGUUCUCUACAAAUGGCAACAUGUCUCUAGCAAAUUGCCUCGAGAGCUUUUCUUGAGCGCAAGUCCUGGAAUCACGAAAGGAGCUAAAUCCAGCGAGAAAACCAUUGCGGUCACGUUCUCAGCUAUGUUCUUAGGCUCGGCAAAGAAUCUGAUAGCGAUUCUUGACGAGAAUUUGCCUGAGUUAGGGAUAAAACGUGAAGAUUGCAACGAAAUGAGCUGGAUUGAUACGGUGACGUUUUGGGCGGGUUUUUCGGUCGGGACACCGACGAGUGUUCUUCUUGAAAGGCCAUUGGUUCCGCCAGGAACAUUCUUCAAGAGCAAAUCGGAUUACGUCAAGAAACCGAUCCCAAAAGAAGGAAUGGACAAGAUUUUCAAAACAAUGUUGCAAUUCAACGAUGUCUGGAUGGAUUGGAGUCCUUACGGCGGAGUGAUGGAGGAGAUCCCGGCGAACGCCACGGCAUUUCCUCACCGGAAAGGAAACUUGUACAAGGUUCAGUACUUUGCGACAUGGACCGACGCAGAUGCCACAGACGCUAAUCUUGGUUUGAUGAAAGAACUUUACGAGGUGGCGGAGCCGUACGUGUCAAGCAACCCGAGAGAGGCGUUUUUGAAUUACAGAGACAUGGAUGUUGGAAGAAAUCCGAGUGGAGAGACGAGUGUUGAAGAAGCUAAGAUUUAUGGAACGAAGUAUUUCUUGGGGAAUUUUGAAAAAUUGAUGGAUGUUAAAGCCAAGUAUGAUCCUUAUAAUUUCUUCAGGUACGAGCAGAGUAUUCCUCCUCUUCGUAUAAUGUAA